Messenger RNA from Arabidopsis lyrata subsp. lyrata, 740 nucleotides. RefSeq lists its product as uncharacterized. NCBI's taxonomy places the organism in Eukaryota, Viridiplantae, Streptophyta, Magnoliopsida, Brassicales, Brassicaceae. The record is from RefSeq and is a predicted model, not a curated record. The coding region runs from base 276 to 641 and encodes 121 amino acids. The transcript has a single exon.
GAAGUUUUGAAUAACGGUAUCCGUUAAUCCGUAUCAACAACUAUAUAUCCACCAUUAUUCAAAACCUAAAACUUGGAAAAUCUGAUCAAAAUAAAUGAAAACUUAUAACGAUCUAAGAAGUAUUUAAGAUGAUUUUGUACAUGAUAUAUCUCUAGUUCACUUUUCACGAUAGGUACUUAGUUUGGAGAAAGGACAUUACAAUUCCCCAAAAAAACCAAAACCUGAUUCACAAGUAAACCCUUCAAAAAAAUUAAAAGAGAAUCAACAGUGACUUCAUGAAUCAACUCUCCGACCCACCUUCUUCACGAACCUCCAAUCCCUCUCUCCUAUCAUAUGACACUAUAAAUGAAAACCCACUGCUGUCUAAUUUCUCCACGAUAUAUCGUAUUCGUUUCAGCAAGCAUCAUCAUCAUCAUCAAGAAAGAGAGAAAAUGUCAGAUUGGGGACCGGUGCUAGUGACGGUGAUACUCUUCGUGAUGCUCACGCCGGGGCUUCUGUUUCAGUUGCCGGGCCGACAAAGAUAUGUUGAGUUUGGUAAUUUUCAGACAAGUGCUGUCUCCGUUAUCGUCCAUUCUCUUCUCUACUUCUCCCUUGUUUGCGUCUUCCUUCUCGCACUCAAGAUUCACAUCUACAUCGGCUAAUUAAUUAUUUUGUUUUCAUCCCUUUUUGUGUGUGUUUUCAAGUUUUCUUUUGAUUAACUUUUUAACCUUAAAUCAUUUAUCCAAUAUUUUAAUUCCAAA